This is a messenger RNA of Meloidogyne enterolobii, 1134 nucleotides long. The record is from the annotation of a GenBank genome assembly. NCBI's taxonomy places the organism in Eukaryota, Metazoa, Nematoda, Chromadorea, Rhabditida, Meloidogynidae.
AUGGCCCUACUCGCAAUUUCAAAUGUUUCAUCUACAAUAACUUUUUCUUGUAUUGUACCUUUCCUUCCAACAGAAGCUACAAAACGGAAAGGUUUAAGUACAACACAAGUUGGAUUUGUUAUUGGCUAUUAUCAGCUUAUUCAAUUUAUUGCCUCCCCUGUUAUUGGAAAAUAUAUGGCUGUUUUACGAGCAAACCGAACAUUUGUUGGUGGAAUUAUACUUUGUGGGCUUAGUUCAAUAGCAUUUGGCUUUGCCGAUUAUUUACCUUCUGGCCCAAUGUUUUUCUUUGGAUUGUUAGUUUGCAGGACGACUCAAGCUCUUGGUGGUGUUGGUUUUAACACUGCUUCUUGGACAAUUGUUGGGAGAUUAUUUCCUGACAGAAUAAGCUUAGCAACGGGUAUUAAUGAAGUUGCAUUUGGUCUUGGAUACACUUUAGGACCAGCUAUUGGUAGUGGUUUAUAUGAAGUCGGUGGAUAUAUUUUACCUUUAUUUGUUGUUGGAUCAGCGCAGUUGUUGCUUGUUUUGGGAGUUCUACCAUUCUAUCGAGGCCUUUUAUCUGAAGGCUCAGAAAUCUCAAAUGUCAAUCAACAAGAAGAAAAAUCUCCCGGCAUAGUAAAAAUGAUUUUAAUCCCUGAUGUUUUUAUGGCAAUGCUUUCUUCAUUUGUUAUUUGUAUUGCUUGGGUGUUUUACGAACCUGCAAUAACUGAACAUCUUUCCACAUUCAAAGGAAGACCUUCCGUCAUGGUUGGAAUUAUGAUGAUGAUAUUAGCGUGUUUCUAUUUAAUUUCAUCGCCAACAUGGGGCUGGAUAUUUGAUCGUUAUAUCGUGCAACGCUUUUCACCUUCGCUUGUUAGAUUUAUUGGAGGAGCAUUAAUUGCUAUUUCUCCUAUAUUAAUGGGUCCAGUACCGUUUCUGGGAUUGGAAAAGAAUUUAAUUCUGAUUGGAAUCUCAUUUGCAAUUCUUGGAAUAGCCUGCGCUAUACUUUAUGUUCCUGUAUUUAAAUGGUGUUUGGAUGCUGUGAAAAAUGAAGGAUACUCAGAAAAAUCCUCAACUACUUGUGGGCAAAUUUCUGGAUUUUUCCUGUCAUCCUUAGCACUUGGGUAUUUUUUUGUGAACUUAAAAAAAUAUUUUUGA